Messenger RNA from Aspergillus pseudonomiae, 303 nucleotides. RefSeq lists its product as uncharacterized. Bases 1 to 303 code for a protein of 100 amino acids. The record is from RefSeq and is a predicted model, not a curated record. NCBI's taxonomy places the organism in Eukaryota, Fungi, Ascomycota, Eurotiomycetes, Eurotiales, Aspergillaceae. The transcript is spliced from 2 exons.
AUGGUUUGCUUGGCCCUGGCCCCCUCCCAGUUGGCGCAUGAGUUAACCAUACCACCAUUUGAGCAGAAGUUCAAAACACCAACGCAGCAGACUCCCGAUAUCUCUUGUUCUUUGGAUAAAAUAACAAAGCUGAGUCAUCACAUUGUGACCCUGACGGGGCAAUCAUUGUCAUCCAUACGCGACAGGCAAGAUGGCAGUGGACUACCUGCGUCCGGUGUUAUUGAUGAUAUGAUUUGCCUGCAACACAUGCUCUCGGCAGAGCUUUCCCGAUUAUAUGCCGCGCUGGACCGCGAUGAGAAAUAA